AACAUCGUUAAUCUUAGAUCAUUGUAUUCGGCAAAACUAGUUUUUGUUCUCGUCUCGCUUGGAACGGUCGUGUUUUAUUACGCAUUGUUGACCAUGAACUGUGUUGUGAUAUUGAUAUCGAUUGUCAUUAGUCUGCAAACACCAUGUUAUUCACUCAAUAUUAUCGGAAUAUUCCCUUACCAAGGCAAGAGCCAUUUCUUCGUGCAUCGCGUGUAUCUACAAGAGCUUGUCAAACGAGGACACAACGUAACUGUUAUAUCACACUUCCCAGAAAGUGAUCCACCUUUAAAUUACCAUGAUGUUAGCUUAGCGGGGAGUAUUAAGAUUCUAGAAGAUGCUACUCCCCUUAAAAGGUCGUAUACAACCGUUUUAGGCACAGCAAUAUUCCUUACGAGUUCCGGGCGUGAAAACUGCGAAGUAAUGUUGUCAAAUAAAAAUGUUCAGAACCUAUUGAGGGAUAAACCUAAGUUUGAUAUCGCUGUAGUUGAACAGUUUAAUAGUGAUUGCGGUUUAGGAGUGGCUUACAUACUCGGAGCUCCAGUUAUUGGAAUUACAUCCCACAUACUAAUGCCUUGGACGUAUAGCAGGUUCGGAAUACCAAAUCACCCGGCGUAUGUGUCGUUUCACUUUUUGGAAGGAGGAACAAAACCAACACUUUACCAAAGAGUAGAACGGGUUUUAUUCGAUUUAUAUUUUAAAACGUUAUAUUAUAUAUCACAACAACGCGAUCAGAAUACUCUAGCUAAGUACUUCGAUAAUAUACCACCUUUAGAACAACUUGCGCGGGACGUAAAAAUUCUACUAUUAUACCAUAACUUUGUUCUGACUGGUUCCCGAUUAUUUCCAGCGAACGUUAUCGAAGUUGGAGGUUACCAUGUAGUUAAAGCAAAACCAUUGACCGGUGACCUUUUGAAGUUUGUUGAAGAGGCCGAACAUGGUGUUAUAUACAUAAGUUUUGGCUCGGUUGUCAAAAGUUCCACUAUGCCUGAUGAAAAGCUGCAAGCAGUUUUAGGAGCGAUUUCCGAACUACCCCAGCGUUUUAUCUGGAAGUGGGAGAGCAAAACUACAUUGUUGGACAAAAAUAAACUUUACCUUGCUGAAUGGUUGCCACAAGUCGAUAUAUUAGGACACCCAAAAACUUUGGCUUUUCUUUCUCACGCGGGCAUGGGAGGAACAACAGAAGCCAUUCAUUUUGGAGUGCCCAUAGUUGCAAUGCCCGUUUUAGGAGACCAGCCUUCUAAUGCAGCAGCAAUCGAAGAGAGUGGUCUAGGGGUUCAAUUACAAAUUGAAGAUCUCACUAAGGAUAACCUUAUUGCAGCGUUUAAAAAAGUCUUAGAUCCAAAAUUCAAAGCAAAUGUGGACGAAGUAUCAAAGGCAUGGCACGAUCGACCAAUGCCGCCAUUGGAGAGUGCGGUUUACUGGACUGAGUUCGCAGCUCGUCAUCCGAACAUCACCUACAAAACUGCGGCCGUCGACACACCCCUCUAUCAAUAUUUAUGCCUUGAUAUUAUUAGCGCAUUUUCUAUAACUAUCGUUUUAAUAUAUGCUGUGUUUAGAUGGAUUCUAUCUGGAAUAUGUCGAAGAACAACAGUAAAAGAAAAAAAUAUCAAAAAUGUUAAGAAAAAAUCAAAACGCGCUUAAGCUGGCCGUAACUGUGACAAAGUCAUGAUUAAUCCAUUUAUUUCAAUUGAAAGAAAAUUACAAGUUAAAAAUAUUAUAAAUUGAUUUCAUAAUUAUAACAUGGAGGCAUGGUGUUAAAAACAAUGCAGCAGAUAACUAUAUUAUUAUGUACAUACAUGUUGCUCGCAAAUUUACAAAUAUUGCAACUAUUUGCAUUAUUCUAAAGAACAAAUAUACAGUCAAACAGUGUGAGCUAGGUCUAAGUUGAUAACUUAAAACAAAUAAGAAUAAAAACAUAUAUAAAUAGAUUAGCAACCAGUUGAUUUUGUCUAGUUUGAUGGAUCUAUACAGCAAAACCAGCAGGUCUCCAAGCAUUUUAUCUUGAAUAUCAUAUGUUUCGUAUUUGUCGCUUAUCGAAACCAAAAACAGGAAAUAUUUGUAUAAUAUUACUUGAUUAAUAGUAUUAUCCGAUUGUUAGUAACUGUCAAAUAAUCUUCGAAUUACGUUACGCAAAUAAUUGUUAUAGGUAAAUUUUAUGUUGACGCACGUACUUUUGCUGCAGGUAGGCUAUGAAUUAACUUACCAAAUAUGAAUUUAUCUAAUUCAUUAGUACUAAAUUAUAUAUAUAUCAAUAAAUAUUUACUGACAAUAAUGAA
Molecule: messenger RNA, 2276 nt
Organism: Pieris brassicae (large cabbage white)
Lineage: Eukaryota; Metazoa; Arthropoda; Insecta; Lepidoptera; Pieridae
Product: UDP-glucosyltransferase 2-like
Exons: 4
Molecular function (GO): UDP-glycosyltransferase activity
Source: RefSeq, a predicted model, not a curated record